Messenger RNA from Hippoglossus stenolepis (Pacific halibut), 2663 nucleotides. RefSeq names its product tektin 2 (testicular) (gene tekt2). Gene Ontology annotation, cellular component: microtubule cytoskeleton; nucleus. Gene Ontology annotation, biological process: cilium movement involved in cell motility; cilium assembly. Lineage: Eukaryota; Metazoa; Chordata; Actinopteri; Pleuronectiformes; Pleuronectidae. The transcript is spliced from 10 exons. The record is from RefSeq and is a predicted model, not a curated record. The coding region runs from base 433 to 1716 and encodes 427 amino acids.
UCUGGAUUGUGCAAAGGAAGUUUGGAUGUGAUUCUUGUUACUAACCAGCUUUUGUCCACACUGAGUCUCCACAGCAUGGAAAUAUAACCACUGGCAUGACUAACUCUGAUAUCACAAUAAAACACAAGCGUGAGCGUUGUUACAGACGGUGUCCGGUGUGUUCAGGUUCCAUCGGAGGCCGAAUCAUUUAUUUUUACAUCAUGAUUUAUAUAUGUUUACAUACCAUUGAAUUUAAACUGAGGGCUUCUUACUGCCCCCUGGUGGUGGAUGACGCCACAUAAACACCCGCAUCAACAAACGUUGCCAUGGCAUUUUAAUAAUAAAAGUGGGACCUUGUGUCUCGUUGCCUGGAGACGACAGGGGAACUUGUUGCUAUAGGAGAUAAACCAGCACGCGCCGGCUGUGGGAACAUAAGAGAAACUCUGUCGCAGGAUGUCUUCACUCCCUGCGAAGCCCGGCCUUCGCCUCAGUGUGUCCGAGUGGCACAGCAGCAACCAGCAGCUGUCGGCCACAGCCGGACACGAGAGAAGUGUUUCCAAUGGGAUCCGACAAGAGGGGAGGUCACUACGCAACGAGACCUGCUGCACGACCACCUGGGAUGAGAGUGACACCUCCCGCAGGUUGAGUGACCGGGUUUGGGACGUGGCUCGAUGGAAGGAAGCCUUGGAGACCUGUGCACGGAAAGUGGAUGAAGAGAUGGAGGCUCUGACCCUGUGUAAAGAGCAGACUGAGCAGGCCUUGGCUGCGACUGCCGUUCCCUUGGAGGUCAGUACCGAGUGUGUGACGCUGAGGGAGGGACGCCGAGGCUCCGAGCUGGUCAUUGACCCCGUGGACGAGCAGCUGAAGAAGGAAGUGCAGCUGAUCGGUCGAGUGCAGCAGGUUCUGCAGCAGCACAUCGACAAGGCCUUCGAACAACUGUGCGUUUUGCAGGAGGCUCGACAUCAGCUGACCGCUGACCUCCAGAACAAGAUGGACGCCCUGGACAUUGACAUGUCCUGUCUGACACUGACCAUAAAGUCCCCUGAGAUCUCCCUGAAGACAAACCCCACUCGCAUUCCAUCAGGCUCCUCCACCCCUCAGGAGUGGGCCCAGUUCAGCCAGUAUAACGUCCUUCAGGCUCAGGAGGCCAUGCAGGUGUCCCAGCACAUGAGGGAGGACACGAGUCUCACCAGAGCUCAGCUGCAGAACGAGUUAGCGGUUCAGUGGCGGGCAACAGAGUUCGUUCUCCGCAAACGCAAUCACGAUGAGGAGCAGGCCCGCGACCAGCUGCAGUGGCAAAUUGGAAAUACUGAAGAUGAAAUGAUAGAGAUGGAAGACGACAUCAAGGGACUGGACUUGGAUCUGCAGGCAAAGACGAGCAAUCUGAAACUGGCUCACACCCGACUGGAGAACAGGACCAACAGAGCUGGGAUGGACCUGUGCAGAGACGAGGUCCAACACGGUCUUGUUAAUGAAGUCCAUCAGCUGAAGGCCACGAUCACAGCUCUGAAUCAAAAGCUGUCAGAGGCGCAAAAGUCUCUGCAGAAGAUGAAGCUGCAUCACGCCCGCAUGCUGGAGGAUCUCUCCAGGAAACAGGAAGCUCUGUCUCUGGAACAACGAAGCAUGAACACCCGCUCACACCUGACGUCGGCCUCCUGCUCCGGUAAAUCCCCGGUGCUGCUGGUCCCGCUCACCAACUCCAGCGGGAGGAGCAACCUGCAGCUGCUGGCUCAGUGAGAAGAGGGCGUCCAUGUUUCUGAAGGGAAGGGAAUCAACUUAGAAAACACUUAAUUUGUAGCUUUGACUUCACGUUUUAACACUUAGCAAACAACAGAGAGCGCUGCCACACUUAAAGCAACACUGUGUAACUUUUACUAAACAACAGGAUUUUAACUAAGUCUUUUUAAACGUAGAAUAUAUAACAAAACAACAACAAAAGACCUUGUUUGAUGACGUUGCGAAGCAGCAGAGAAUCAUGGCAGUGAACAUCGACCCGACGUGACUCAGGCACCGAACAUGUUCACGGAUAAGGGAAUGUUGUAAAGUUGGCAAUAAAUAAUCGUGAUCCAUUACCAGUGAACCAAAACAAACAGUGGCCGGAAAAAACUGGCGACUGAACAACUGUGUGUUUUUCCUUCAUCAUGCAUCGUUCCCCCUGGAAGUUUGUAGCAGAGACAUUGAAUACAACUGGGGAUUUCUCCUACUAAAUGAAAUUUAUGAUGAAUAAUCAUCAACCCAAUAAGUUCUUACUAAAUCUUAGUAUUUUAAUACGACCUGUCCUCGUCUUUCAGAAACGUUCCCCUGACCUGUUUUAACCUGGUUUUGUUUGUAUGUAAUUUACUUCUAGUUGUGAUCAAUUAUGUGUUUUAUGUGUGUUUGCUUAACUUUAACAAGAAAUUACAGAUAUUCAGGCCUCGAUGAAACAUUAACGUAUAUUAGAGAUAUUUCUGGCAUCUGAAAAGUACUUUAACUGAAGCUCCUCACGUUCUCGUCUGGUCGUCUCUACUUUAAUCGACCAUUAGCUUGAAUGGCUUUGUUUUGCUUCAUCGUGCUGUUUGAUGAACUGAAUGAAGACGGCGAUAAUGAUGUGAAGUCUCACUCAGGCAGUGAACACGGUUUAGAUAAAAAAUCUGGUAAACAGGCACCAAGCCGGGUCUGUAGUCAAUAAACGCUCGUAACUCUCA